AUGACAUAUACUUCAAUCACCAUUAUUGUCUGCCCGUACCAUGUCGGCGCUUAUGACCAUCGCGUCGGGGGCGGUCCUCUUCGCAUCCUCUCCCACGGCAUCGAGCGGGAUUUAAGCAAACUAGCCCCCGUCUCAUUUAUCAAUAUCGGCCCUGUCGAUGAGUUCGAAGGUGAAAUCGGCAAGACCUUUGAGAUCAUUCGCCGUGUCUCCAACGCCGUCGCUACAGCCGUCAAGAACAACUCAUUCCCUCUUGUUCUAUCCGGGAACUGUUAUGGAAGCACUGGAACCUUGGCUGGACUCAACCAACAUAGCUCUGGAGGUUCUCGGCCUGGAGCCCUGUGGCUAGAUGCUCACGAUGAUCUCGACAACCCCUCGAUUCACGAGAAUGGUUAUCUGGAUGCUAUGUCUGCCUCGAUGAUGACUGGUUCGAGCUGGCAUACGUUGAUGAAGAGCGUUCCUGGCCACGAGCCCCUAGAUGUUAAGAAGGUCAUAUGGUGCGGACUGCGAGAUUGUUCUGAGCUGCAAAUCAAGGGGAUCAAGGAGGCAGGAGUCGAUGUAGUUUGGGGCAAGGCCGAUGAAAAGGUUGAUUUUACUGCUGGUCUUGCUGCUGUCCUUGAUCGACGAGAUGAUAUCAAGGAUGCCCAUAUCCAUCUCGAUUUGGAUGUCCUCGACCAGUCGCUGGGCCGUGUCAAUGAUUUCCCUUCCUUCGGUGGCUUCUUCCCCGAGGACGUGACAGGCUUGAUGCAGAUGAUCCCUCAAAAGGUGAACCCAACCUCGCUUGUUGUCUGCUCCUUCGAUCCCCGCUUAGAAGGUGGCGAUACAGUUGCCAAACUGGCUUGUCAGGCAAUUCUCCAAUUGAUCGGCGCAUUGAAGGAGCGCGGUACACUUGUUGCAAAGAGUGGAUAA
Fusarium pseudograminearum CS3096 is the source of this 906-nucleotide messenger RNA. RefSeq lists its product as uncharacterized. Gene Ontology annotation, cellular component: cytosol; cytoplasm; nucleus. The record is from RefSeq and is a predicted model, not a curated record. Gene Ontology annotation, molecular function: manganese ion binding; arginase activity. The transcript has a single exon. Lineage: Eukaryota; Fungi; Ascomycota; Sordariomycetes; Hypocreales; Nectriaceae. Bases 1 to 906 code for a protein of 301 amino acids.